Molecule: messenger RNA, 1134 nt
Organism: Fusarium subglutinans
Lineage: Eukaryota; Fungi; Ascomycota; Sordariomycetes; Hypocreales; Nectriaceae
Product: ubiquitin thiolesterase
Exons: 5
Coding region: 1-1134 (377 amino acids)
Cellular component (GO): cytoplasm
Molecular function (GO): saccharopine dehydrogenase (NAD+, L-lysine-forming) activity
Source: RefSeq, a predicted model, not a curated record
AUGUCUGAAUAUCCCCACAUUCUUCUUCGCGCUGAGGAGAAGCCUCUCGAGCACCGAUCUUUCUCCCCCGCAGUUAUCAAGACACUCGUCGAUGCUGGGUACCCCAUUUCCGUCGAGCGAUCAUCCACCGACCCCAAGUUCAGACGAAUCUUUUCGGACGAAGAAUAUGAGGCUGCUGGUGCUCGUCUUGUCGACACGGGUGCCAAAGAGAUCCCCGAAGAGGACUUUGCUCUCAAGAAUGACCACAUCACAUUUGCCCAUUGUUACAAGAAUCAAGGGGGCUGGGAGAAGGUUCUCGGUCGUUGGUCUCGAGGUGGUUCAGUCUUAUAUGACUUGGAGUUUCUUCACGAUUCUGAGGGUCGCCGUGUUUCUGCUUUCGGAUUCCACGCAGGAUUUGCGGGAGCUGCGCUCGGAAUCAAGACCCUUGCCCACCAGCUGCAGGACUCGUCCUCUAAGCUCCCUUCAGUCGAGACAUUCACAGAUGGCCGCGGAUAUUAUCUGAACGAAGAGGCGCUCGUUUCCCAGAUUCGCGAAGACCUCGCCAAGGCUGAGAAGGUUCUCGGACGUAAGCCCACUGCUCUCGUCCUUGGUGCUCUUGGACGAUGUGGUAAGGGCGCCGUGGACCUUUUCCUCAAGGCUGGCAUGCCUGAUCAAAAUAUAACUCGCUGGGACUUGAACGAGACCAAGGACCGUGAUGGCCCUUAUGAGGAGAUCGCUAAGGCUGAUGUCUUCCUCAACGCUAUCUACCUUUCCAAGCCUAUCCCUCCUUUCAUCAACCAAGAACUCCUCGCCAAGCAAGGCCGCAACCUUGCUGUUGUCAUCGAUGUUUCUUGUGACACCACAAACCCUCACAAUCCCAUCCCCAUCUACUCCAUCAACACCACCUUCGAGGACCCCACCGUCCCCGUUGAGAUCAAGGACGAUCAGAACAACCUCCCCCUGUCCGUCAUCAGCAUCGACCACCUUCCUUCCAUGCUUCCCCGCGAGGCUAGUGAGGCCUUUAGUGAGGGUCUGAAGGAGUCUCUGCUCACACUGAAGGAUCGCAAGACUUCGCGGGUGUGGGCUGAUGCUGAGAAGCUCUUCCAUGAGAAGGUUGCUCUGUUGCCUGAGGAAUUGAGAACUAAGAGCGUUUAA